CCCACUAGAUAGACGUAUUGGAGCAGCAGAGUUGUUUCAUCACAGAUCAAAAGGCAACAGGAGGUGGACACUCCUUAAAAUCACCUCUUUCUCUCGGUGCCAGUGGAGAGAGGACACUUGCUUCUAACAUGCCUCGUGUUUAGCUCAUACUAGCCUGUUUUCUGUGUGGCCAUUUCUUUCUAAAAAAGAGGUCAAACAACAACGUUUCAUCAUGAGGCCUCCGGUGGAAGUCAGCGUGUUGAUCCUUUCUCUGAUGGCUCCUGCAAUUUUGUUCACCAUGAACCACAUCCCUGCGCUUCAGGAACCUCUUCCUAUCCUGGGAAUGGAAAUGGUCGUCCUGGGAUUGUUUCUUCUUCUUCUCCACCUCCUCACUGGGCGAAACAAGAUGAAAGUGGACCCCUUAUUCUAUGUAUUUGCAGAGUUUUCCUUCGCCUGCAUGGUGGGCCUGACUAAUGCUUUAGAGCAGGAUGGGUUCAUCUCUGGCUUCAUGGGCUUCUACCUGAAGAUGGGUGAGCCUCAUCUGAGUACCGCCUAUGCUGUGAUGAUGUCGUACUGGGAAGGAAUCGUUCACAUGGUCCUCUUCCUCAACAUCAUCCACCGCAUGUUCAAAGGGAAGUCCUAUCGUAGCCUGGCGCUGCUGUGGGUGGGCUCCUCAAUUGCACAUCAAAUUGUUCACAUCCCAGGAGUGGUCAUUGGUAAAUACGGGUCUAACAUUCAACCACCCUUUUGGAGGAACAUUCCCUUCUUUUUGAUGCCUUUCUGGGCGGCCUCCGUGCUCUUCAGCCAACGCAGAGAGGUGCCUGUCAUCACAGCAGACAAGAUUUCAGUGGAGCAGAAGAAAGGUCUGCUGUCUCGACCUGUUGACCUGCUUCUGUCUCUUCUGUUGCUCGGAGCAAUGGCCUUCUCUGUUUUCAGAGGCUUUGUGGUGCUGGACUGUCCUCUAGAUGCCUGUUUCACCUACAUCUACCAAUACGAGCCCUACCUCAAAGACCCAGUUGGCUUUCCCCGGGUUAUGAUGAUGGUGUAUUUGUUCUAUGCUGUGCCCCUGAUGACGGUCUUCACUUAUGGUCUGCAAACACCUGGAUGCAGCUGGAUGUUGGACUUGACCCUCUUCUUCGCUGGCGCCAUGGCUCAGACCCAGUGGUGCCAUAUCGGAGCAUCUCUGCACUCUCGCACUCCCUUCACGUAUCGAGUCCCGGCAGACAAAUGGUGGCCUGUUAUCACCCUCAACGUGCUGCUGGCUGUUGUGCCGGCUCUGCUGGCCCUGCGUUGCCGCACCAACCCGGCUUAUUUUAUGAAACGUGUUCCCGAGGGACAGGCCAACGACGAGAAGAAGAAAAAGUAGACCACACACCUGCCACGGACUGUUGAGGAAUACUUCACACUGUGACAAGGUUAAUGUUUUCUGGGGACACAAACUGCAUUAAACACAAUUUUCAACCUAAGACCCAGAGAGGAACUGUCAAAGUCAACCGUUCAAACCUUGCACAGCACUCCCUGUAUGGACUAUUGGACCCUGAUAAGAAGGCUGUUGAUGGAGUGGAGGACUGUGAUCAGCUUUCAGGUGACUCAUGCAGACAUCCAGUUGGUAUCUUCCCAAUCUAAGACUAUUAACCUGGAUCCUGCAGUUUGGCAACUCGCUACUGGAGAUUAACAGUCAUCUUUGGGCAUUUUUCUAUGCAGAAAUUCACACAACAACUGCACAGCUUGAAGUUUAUGUUUACUGAUCUGAAAUUGACAGUCAGUGAAAAACUAUCACGGUUUUCAUUGUUUAAAAACUGAAUGUAAGAAGAUUCACUGAAUACUUAAAAGGAAUAACUAAGAGUUUUUGAUAAGGGAGAUAAUAGCAGGUGUUAUUCACGUGGAGAAUCUGAUGAAGGAAAAACUCUGGUGCCUUUAUAUUGUGUAAAAUAUUUGAUGAUCCAAUUUCCGAAAGCCCAGGGUGUCGUCUGCAAAUUGUUUUGUUUUGUUCGACCAACAGCUUGAAACACAAAUUCAGUUUACAAUGAUAUAAAAUGGAGAAAAGCCGCAAAUCCUCACACUGGAGACGCUGAAAGCGGAGAUUAUUUGGUGUAUUUGCAUGAUAAAUUACUUAAUUGAUUAUGAAAAUAAUUUUGUCCAUCAACUAAUCGAUUUCAACUCUAGUUGUGAUGCAUCUGAAUGUUUUUUAUGUUCCACUUUAUUUUGUGCAAUAAAAAUAAAUAAAAACUUGGGCUACAGAUCAUUUGAGCCAGAUAUUAACAUUA
Sebastes umbrosus (honeycomb rockfish) is the source of this 2246-nucleotide messenger RNA. RefSeq lists its product as uncharacterized. The coding region runs from base 212 to 1345 and encodes 377 amino acids. NCBI's taxonomy places the organism in Eukaryota, Metazoa, Chordata, Actinopteri, Perciformes, Sebastidae. The record is from RefSeq and is a predicted model, not a curated record. Gene Ontology annotation, biological process: regulation of lipid metabolic process; lipid homeostasis. The transcript has 10 exons. Gene Ontology annotation, cellular component: endoplasmic reticulum-Golgi intermediate compartment membrane; endoplasmic reticulum membrane.